Messenger RNA from Hippocampus comes (tiger tail seahorse), 1716 nucleotides. RefSeq names its product FUN14 domain-containing protein 1. NCBI's taxonomy places the organism in Eukaryota, Metazoa, Chordata, Actinopteri, Syngnathiformes, Syngnathidae. Gene Ontology annotation, biological process: autophagy of mitochondrion. Gene Ontology annotation, cellular component: mitochondrial outer membrane. The transcript has 5 exons. The record is from RefSeq and is a predicted model, not a curated record. The coding region runs from base 103 to 561 and encodes 152 amino acids.
GACAGCAGCGCUGUGCGAGCUGAUCUUCAGGCGUUACAUUUUUUCUUCCCUAAGCGAGAUCAUACCGUGGCUCAACUGCGACUACCCGAACACAUAAUCCAAAUGUGGCAGGAGGAGCCGGGGAGUGACGAAGAGGUGUACGAGGUGGUGGAUCUGACAGAAUACGCUCGGCAGCAUCAGUGGUGGAGCAGGAUAUUUGGGAACAAUUCUGGGCCUAUAGCUGAGAAAUACUCUGUCGCAACCCAGCUCAUGAUGGGAGGGCUCACUGGAUGGUGUGCUGGUUAUAUCUUCCAGAGAGUGGGUAAAGUGGCCGCCACUGCUGUCGGUGGAGGGUUCCUCCUUUUACAGAUUGCCAAUCACAGUGGCUAUGUGCAGGUGGACUGGAAAAAAGUAGAGAAUGAUGUCAACAAAGCAAAGAAACACCUGAAGAAGAAAGCGAACAAAGCAGCCCCUGAACUCAACACAUUCAUUGAGGAGGUAAAGGCCACAGAUUUUAUCAAGAGAAACAUCGUCUUGUCCAGUGGUUUCGUUGGAGGAUUUUUCCUGGGUUUGGCCUCCUAAAAGACACUGACUGCACUCUAUCAGUCAGAGUAGAUCAUUUUUGUCUCCAUCAUUUACAUCUCCUCCCACUUUCUGAAUUAAUGACGGACAUCAUUGUGAGCGUUGGAUCGUGAUAGUUUGAGUUAUAUAUUUACAUUUAUGGUUGAAAAUUACCCAAGUUAACACUCAUCCUUAGCCAUGUGUGUUUGAGAUGCUGGAUUAUAUUGUGGACUUAAUCCCAAAUAUUGGUCCACUGCUGUUUUAUGUAAAAAUGUGUCUAGCCUCAUAUGCAUGAAAACCCGGACCCCAGAGGCCACAGCAGCCUCACCAGCGAACGUUAUCUGAUUGUUGCACAUUUUUGCAACAUCUUAACCUUCUUUCUUGAUUUGGAUUAUCAUGUUGCAACGCAUAUUCGAUACAUACUCUUAAUCACCUCACGACUGUGAAACUAGCAGCGGGACCGACAGACCAAAUUACAUGCAUAAAUACCAUAUCCCGAUUAGCUCAAUGUACUGUCCAUACUGAAGUCGGACCAUGGGGUCGCCCCCUCUAAAAUAAGUUGAACAGGUUUCGUAGGCUACUUUAACAAAGAUUUGGUCCAUUUACUGUCUCUGUUGUGAGUGCAUUAAUGAAUCGCUCCCUGUAACUGUGGGCCGUUCCCCUGAUGAAAACAAAGGAGAGAAAAUAACGAAUCAAUAGCACUGAAUUGGCCCUGAAGGGCUGCCGGUGCGCCUGGCAUUUAUUUUGCCCACUGUACGAUGGCCAGUCCAGUCCAGCUCAUGUGCCCAACACAAGAAGUGGCAUUACAAAUAUAUGUCGUGACUUCUGGAUUGUCUCGAGUUGCCACUGUGAAUCACUCACAUAACUUGCUUGGCAUUUCUAUGCCAGUUACUCUUCCUGUCACAACCCAAGCCCACUCAUUUAUUCCCUUUUUUUUUAAUCCAGGAAUGAAAUCAGCAGUAGCUCAGUAUUGUUUGGGAUACUGGCCAGGAGUUGAAACACUCCUUCACAAAUCUACUGCGUGCAACUAUUAGUAUUUUUUUUUAUCUUUAUCGCCUUGCAAAUUCAUGGAAGAAUGAGAAGCUCUGGUUGUCAUCAAGAGUAAGAGCGUAGUGACUGACUGUGUCAUGAAUUUACUGUAGUAGAAUUUAAACUUGACAUUCACACAUUACAAAC